AUGGCCAAGUACGGCCAAUUGCUGACCAAAAGGAAUCAAGAGAGAAACUGCCUCGAGCAGGUUGAGGACGAUUGGCAAAUAGUCAACUCGCACAAUCGCGAUGUGAUGAUCGAUAAGGCUAGAACAGGCAGACGUUUGCUGAUAAUAUGCGCCCUAUUCAUGUACUCCACUGGAGUGUCUUUUCGGACAAUUAUACCGUUGUCCGCCGGAAAGAUCAUUACUGAACAGAAUUUCACGGUCAGACACCUACCGUGCCCGACUUACUUUGUUUUAUUCGAUGUGCAGCUUAGCCCCGCUUACGAGAUCGUAUUCCUUAUGCAGUUCUUCUCUGAAUUCGUAAAAUGUACGGUCACAACGGCGAUAUGUGGUCUUGCGGGUCUCUUCGUGAUGCACACUUGCGCACAGCUGGACAUACUGAUGAUCCUGAUGAAUAAUCUGGAAUGGGAGGAUAACAAUGCUGUAGCUCUAUGUUCGUAUCUCGUUGGACUCACAUCGAUUAGUUUCAACAUUUUUAUCUUUUGCUUUAUCGGUGAACAACUUUCGACGAAGGGAGAAAAAGUGGCAUUAACAGCAUGCACAUUGGAGUGGUACCGUCUUCCGGACGCGAAAGCGCGAUCGCUAAUACUAAUUAUGCUCAUGUCGAAUCCUCCGACAAAAGUUAGAGGAGGAAAAUAUUUUGAUCUUUCCUUCAGGACAUUCGGCAAC
This is a messenger RNA of Mycetomoellerius zeteki, 705 nucleotides long. RefSeq lists its product as uncharacterized. Gene Ontology annotation, molecular function: olfactory receptor activity; odorant binding. Gene Ontology annotation, cellular component: plasma membrane. Lineage: Eukaryota; Metazoa; Arthropoda; Insecta; Hymenoptera; Formicidae. The annotation marks the transcript as partial. The transcript is spliced from 3 exons. The record is from RefSeq and is a predicted model, not a curated record. Gene Ontology annotation, biological process: detection of chemical stimulus involved in sensory perception of smell; sensory perception of smell.